GCAUUUUGAAUCUGUAAAAAAUUAUUAUUGAUUUGAAUUUCAAAAUGAAUAGAAAUAAAAAUAUCAUCGUGUUUAAAUAAUUGAUUGCAUAAUUAAAAUAGUCUGAUGUCACCACUGAAUAAUAGUGUCAUAAAUUAUUAUCGUACUUGGAUAUCUCCCCAAAAUCUGUCAUAAAUAAUGUCAAAAUUAAUUGGUAAAUGUAUUAAUAUUUUAACAAUAAAUAUUAAGCGACAUUGUGUUACCAAAAUGACCCGGAAGUGUCUGUCAAAUGUACAAUAUCACAAGGAUGACACUUUAACAGAGCCAAUACCUCACUCCAAAGACUUCUUUUUCCGCCAGCUAUUUGACAUUACUUCCAGUACAUAUACAUAUUUAUUAGCAGAUAUAUUAAAAAGAGAAGCAGUUUUAAUAGAUCCAGUUGUUGACUUGGCUGAAAGAGAUGCUAAAUUAAUCAGAGAACUAGGAUUAAAACUCAAAUACGCAAUAAACACCCACAUGCAUGCUGAUCAUAUAACAGGAACAGGUAAAUUAAAAUCAAUAUUACCUGGUUGUAAAUCAAUUAUAUCACGACGUAGUGGUGCGCAAGCGGAUAUUUUGCUUGAACCACAUGAUUCAAUUAAUUUUGGACGACAUCAAUUAGAAGCUUUACCAACUCCAGGUCAUACAGAAGGUUGCGUGACGUACGUGUGUCGUGAACAGGGUAUCGCAUUUACUGGAGAUACUCUAUUAAUACGUGGAUGUGGUAGAACAGACUUCCAGGGUGGCUCACCAGAAAUUCUUUAUGAAUCAGUACACACGGUGAUAUUUAAUUUACCGUCAAACUUCCGGCUUUAUCCAGCUCAUGAUUAUACAGGUCGUACUGUAACUACAGUUGUUGAAGAACGUAUUUUAAAUCCACGACUUAGUAAAUCUAAAGAUGAAUUUAUCAAGAUUAUGAACAACUUAAAUCUUCCUUAUCCUAAGAUGAUUGACAAAGCCGUACCAGCAAACAAAGUUUGUGGCAUUUACGAGUAUCAAACAGAGAAAGAAGAAUAAAUGAUACUAUCGCUUCUGCUACCGCUGUUACUGUUGUACUAAAGAGGAUAGAGGUAAAGUAAAAGUAUCGAGGAAAUCCACAUAUUUUCUUUUUCUUUUUCAUAUAAAUAGUAUAAAAAAUAGCAAUGAUAAAAGAUAAAUCUUUUGGCAUCUUCCUCACUUUUCGCGAGAAGCGUAAUCGUCUUUUAUUUCACAAUGAAUUCAACAGUGAAGGGAGAGUUUAAAAAUAAAAAAAUAAAAAAAAUAGAAAAUAGAGUAAAAUAAAAAGUAUCUCGAAUGUGGUGUGACUGGUACGCGAAUGUCAGAGGCAAAGAGGAGGAUAACGGUACGAGCGAGACUCUAUUGUUAAGAGGAAAUAAAACGGAUUCGCUGGACUCUGAUGGCACGUGCGGUAUCGUCAGCUCUUUGUGAACAAAUAAUCGCGUUUUACGUCGCUGCUCCAUUAUACCAAAGCACCAUCGGCAUCAGGUAUAAGAAACUAAAAAUUCCUCUGUGAUUAUUCUAAAAUAAUUAUAUUUUAUAAACUAUUUACAUAUUUAUAUUCAUAAUUACUGUUUUUUUAAAUUUUAAAUAUGCAUUCAGGGAUUAUUGUUAAUAAUAAAUAAAAUAAAAAAAAGAAAA
Microplitis demolitor is the source of this 1656-nucleotide messenger RNA. Its product is annotated as persulfide dioxygenase ETHE1, mitochondrial. The record is from RefSeq and is a predicted model, not a curated record. NCBI's taxonomy places the organism in Eukaryota, Metazoa, Arthropoda, Insecta, Hymenoptera, Braconidae. The transcript is spliced from 7 exons. Bases 178 to 1035 code for a protein of 285 amino acids. Gene Ontology annotation, molecular function: sulfur dioxygenase activity. Gene Ontology annotation, biological process: glutathione metabolic process; hydrogen sulfide metabolic process.